AUGGGAAAAGAAAAGGGACAUAUUAACAUCGUCGUUAUCGGCCACGUCGAUUCCGGUAAAUCCACGACUACCGGUCACCUCAUCUACAAGUGCGGAGGUAUCGACAAGCGAACUAUCGAGAAGUUCGAGAAGGAAGCCCAGGAAAUGGGUAAAGGUUCCUUCAAGUACGCUUGGGUUUUGGACAAGCUCAAGGCCGAGCGAGAACGAGGUAUCACCAUCGAUAUCGCCCUCUGGAAGUUCGAGACCAACAAGUACCACGUCACCAUCAUUGACGCCCCCGGUCACCGUGAUUUCAUCAAGAACAUGAUCACUGGUACCUCCCAGGCCGAUUGCGCCGUCCUCAUCGUCGCCGCCGGUGUUGGUGAGUUCGAAGCCGGUAUCUCCAAGAACGGCCAGACCCGAGAGCACGCUCUCCUCGCCUACACCCUCGGUGUCAAGCAGCUCAUCGUUGGUGUCAACAAGAUGGACUCCACUGAGCCACCAUACAGUGAGAAGCGAUUCACUGAAAUCACCGGCGAAGUUUCCAACUACGUCAAGAAGGUCGGUUUCAACCCCAAGGCCGUCGCCUUCGUCCCCAUCUCCGGAUGGCACGGUGACAACAUGAUCGAGCCAUCCACCAACAUGAGCUGGUACAAGGGAUGGAACAAGGAAAUGAAGGAGGGCAAAUUCUCCGGAAAGACCAUGUUCGAGGCCCUCGACUCUAUCAUCCCACCAACCCGACCCACCGACAAGCCACUCCGACUCCCACUCCAGGACGUCUACAAGAUCGGUGGUAUUGGAACUGUGCCAGUCGGCCGAGUCGAAACCGGUGUCAUCAAGCCGGGUAUGGUCGCCACCUUCGCCCCCGUCAACGUCACCACUGAAGUCAAGUCGGUCGAGAUGCACCACGAGUCUCUCCCCGAAGCCGGCCCCGGUGACAACGUCGGAUUCAACGUCAAGAACGUCUCCGUCAAGGACAUCCGACGAGGCAACGUUGCCUCCGACUCCAAGAACGACCCCGCCAAGGAGGCCAAGACCUUCACCGCCCAGGUCAUCGUCAUGAACCACCCUGGUGAGAUCGGAAACGGCUACUCCCCAGUCCUCGAUUGCCACACUGCCCACAUCGCCUGCAAGUUCACCGAACUCAAGGAAAAGAUCGAUCGACGAUCCGGUAAGAAGAUGGAGGACUUCCCCAAGAAGAUCAAGUCCGGUGAUGCCGCCAUCGUCCUCAUGACCCCCUCCAAGCCCAUGUGCGUCGAGACCUUCUCCCAGUACCCACCACUUGGACGAUUCGCCGUCCGAGAUAUGCGACAGACCGUCGCUGUCGGUGUCAUCAAGGCCGUCGAGAAAUCCGAGGCUUCCGGCAAGGUCACCAAGUCCGCUGCUAAGGCUGGCAAGAAAUGA
Messenger RNA from Oikopleura dioica, 1383 nucleotides. The record is from the annotation of a GenBank genome assembly. Lineage: Eukaryota; Metazoa; Chordata; Appendicularia; Copelata; Oikopleuridae.